Messenger RNA from Anopheles marshallii, 2958 nucleotides. RefSeq names its product valine--tRNA ligase (gene ValRS-m). Bases 1 to 2958 code for a protein of 985 amino acids. Gene Ontology annotation, molecular function: aminoacyl-tRNA deacylase activity; valine-tRNA ligase activity; ATP binding. Gene Ontology annotation, cellular component: cytosol. The transcript has 4 exons. Gene Ontology annotation, biological process: valyl-tRNA aminoacylation. Lineage: Eukaryota; Metazoa; Arthropoda; Insecta; Diptera; Culicidae. The record is from RefSeq and is a predicted model, not a curated record.
AUGCUCCGGGUCUUCCGUCGGAAUGUGCCUCUACGCUGGACGAGAGGCUUCACAGCAACAAGUUUUAUCGUACGAGGAUAUGGAUCUACACGUGAUAUUGCCUCGGCCUAUCAACCAUCGCAGGUGGAACGACACUCCAACUCCGGAACUGUGCCUCAGUUCCUGGCUGAGAAUGGUCACAAAUUAGAAAUACCUUUUAAUCUGCUUCUACCCCCACCAAAUGUGACCGGAGAUCUUCAUCUGGGCCAUGCACUUACAUGCGCCGUACAAGAUGCUUUGGUAAGGCAAGCACGACUGACAGGAAAACGUGCGACUUGGAUUCCUGGCAUGGAUCACGCUGGUAUUGCGACACAAGUGGUCGUGGAGAAGCGACUGUUCAAUGAACGAAAGCUGACCCGACAUAGUCUCGGAAGAGAAAAGUUCCUGCAGGAAGUAAUGCGAUGGAAAGUGGAAAAGGAAGAAAGUAUCCGGAUGGCACUGAAGAAACUCGGUUGUUCGAUGGAUUGGAGCAAAGAAUAUUUUACAAUGGAUCCACAUCAGUCGGUAGCGGUGAAGGAAGCUUUUGUGCAGCUGUUUGACAAAGGCCUCAUAUACCGCGAUCACUCAUUAGUUAACUGGUCCUGUACGUUGGAGUCAGCCAUUUCGGACGUGGAGGUAGAGAAUGUAGAAAUUGAAGGUCCCACAGAAGUGUCCGUACCGGGAUACGAUAGAAACAUUACCUUCGGCCGAAUGGUAGACAUAGCGUACAAGGUGCAAGGAUCGACUGAAGAGAUCGUCGUUUCGACCACACGUCCGGAGACAUUUCUCGGCGAUGUUGCUGUUGCCGUGCACCCGGACGAUGGACGGUAUUCUCAUCUGCGAAACAAAGUCACCUUCCUGUGGCAUCCCGUACGGAAGGAGGAAAUUCCGCUCAUCUUCGACAGUGCGGUCGAUCGUUCGUUUGGGACGGGUGCGGUCAAGAUAACGCCCGCGCACGACCGGUUUGACUUUGAGAUGGCGCGUCGCCAUCAUCUGGCAACGGUCGAGGUCAUCGAUGAACGCGGAAUUGUGCAGCAACAUUUCGGACCUUUCACAGGUUUGCCUCGUUACGAAGCUCGUGAAAGAUUGAUGGACUACCUGACGAAACUUUCGUUAGUGCGUAGUGUAAGGUCGCACACGAUGAUUUUACCACUAUGCUCGCGAUCCAAAGAUGUUGUGGAGCUUCUACUACGACCACAGUGGUUCAUAAGAUGCCGAGAAAUGGCACAACGCGCCAUGGCAGCAGUACAGGAUAACAAUCUGGUGAUAGUUCCCAAAACGUUCGAAAGAGAGUGGUUCCGUUGGUUAGAAAAUUGCCACGAUUGGUGUAUAUCCAGGCAGCUCUGGUGGGGCCACCGUAUCCCGGCGUAUAUUAUUCGCCACGAAACUACAAAGGAACUGUGGAUAGCGGCUCGUUCUAUAGAGGAAGCUCGGGAAAAAUGUGCUGCGAUGCUACCAAAUAUCCCGCAGGAUGCAAUAUCCAUCGAGCAGGAUCACGAUGUACUAGAUACAUGGUUUUCCUCGGCUUUGUUACCAUUUUCGUCUACGGGAUGGCCCGGAAAGCUUUCCACCGAGUUUUAUCCCCUACAGCUGAUGGAAACUGGACAUGAUAUACUAUUUUUUUGGGUUGCACGUAUGGUAAUGCUUGGUCAAGAACUAACAGGAAAGCUACCCUUCGGAAACAUACUGUUACACGGGAUAAUUUGCGAUGAGUUCGGUAGGAAAAUGUCCAAAAGCUUGGGAAACGUGAUAAAACCGGACCAUGUGAUAUAUGGCAUUUCGCUGGAUAAACUAGAAGCAGAAGCAGAAGCGUCAUACCGGCAAGGCAUUUUAUCGAAGCACGAGCUAUCCAAGUCAGUUGCUGGGCAGCGCAAAACGUUUCCCAAGGGUAUACCGGAAUGUGGCAUAGAUGCGUUACGUUUUACGCUGUGCUCUUCGAAUGUAAAGAAUCACUUUAUACACUUUAACGUUCAGGAAGCGUACACAAACAAGCUGUUUUUUAACAAAAUUUGGCAAGCAACACGAUACACGUUCGGAUGUACGGAACGUUUUGGUGUUUCUAACGGUUUGGAUUUGCGAAAAGAAGCGAAUCAGUUAACGUUGAUGGAUCGUUGGAUAUUAAGCCGGCUAGGAAAUACGGUACAACAGUGUGGAGAAGCGUUUGAAGGAUAUAAUUUUCAUUUGGCAACGGCUGCGUUAAAAACGUUUUUCUACAGCAACUUUUGUGAUGUAUAUUUGGAAGCGACCAAAAUCAACACGAAACCUGAUGGUUCUUCUAUGGUUGCAACGUUACAUUGUGCCGUGUUAAGGUACUGUCUCACAGUAGGUCUAGUUCAAAUGGAACCUUUUACUCCAUACCUGGCACAGGAGCUGUUGCAGCAUUUAUCUCCAUCGAGCACGUUGCGGGACGAUUGGGCUGGCGCCAUCAGUUGGAUAGAUCCGAUGCUCGAGGAAAGCAUUGACGGUAUGCUGCAUAUAUGUCAACAGAUUAGGCAAUUGAAAAAUGAACACAAUCCACCGAUCGUACGGAAGCAUAAUCCGAUCGUGCACGUACACACUAAAGCACAGGACCUUGCCGGGUUGUUGCAAACUCAACAGGACACGGUGCAGCAGUUAACACACUGCAAUGGGAUCAUUCUACAUACAGACGAACGGGCAUUCAGCAAAGCACAAUUCGUUGUGAAAUGUGCACCAAGCCAUAACUGUAUUGUUGGCAUUGUGGCUGAAUUGAUGGAUGCGACAGUGGGCCUAGGAAAAGCUGCUGGGGAAGGUAGCAAAAAGAUGCUAGCAAAAGUAGAUGCAGAAAUAGAGAAGCUGCUGACAACUAUCGGUAAUGAAGGAUACAAAAAAUCGGCCAGCGAAAUUGUACAAAAACGACACCAGGAAAAGCUUAUCCGGUUGCAGCAGCAAAGAGAAGAGAUGUUAAAAAUAACGUCCUAA